AUGGAGGUUCCAUUUACCCUCUUCCCUUUUAAAGAUGUUGUACAAGGCCUGACAAGUCCAGAACUGUCGAUUCCUCUGGGAGAUCGCAGCAUAAAGACACGCUUGGCUGUUUCUCCACUGUCCUCUGCCUGUGGCGAAGCGAAAAGACCAGCCAUGCAGCCAGCGCAGAGUCCCGUGUCCUUUGAAGAGGUGGCUGUGCAUUUCUCCCAGGGGGAGUGGACGCUACUGCGCCCAGCCCAGAGAGCUCUCUACAAGGAAGUCAUGCUGGAGAAUUUUGGGAACGUGGCCUCUCUGGGACCUCCGAUUGCCAAACCUGGCCUCAUUUCCAGGCUGGAAGGAGAAGAAGAGCUGUUUGUCCUGAUCGCCGAUGAAGAAGAAGGAUUGGCAGGGGUCAUGUGGGAAUCAGCAAAUGAAACCUCUGAGCACCCAGUGGAUAAAGGGGAUACAUAUUCAUAUGCAGGAGGGAAAGUUGAAUAUUGUGAUACCCUGAGGAAAGAAGAGAGAAAAUAUCCAUCUAAAGGAAGGAUUAAUUUUGGUCUUUUACAAAAUGAAAAUGUUAAUGAAAUUCUACUACCUGAAAAGAUGUACAUAGAAAGCAAUAAAAAUGAAAGUGCAAUGAGUGGAGAAGAUUAUUCUGAAAAAUCAGGAAAAACCAAGCAUUGUAAAACCCGGAACAGAAAUAAAAAAUAUAAAUGCCUGGAGUGUGGGAAAGUCUUCAGGAAGAAGGAUAUCCUUAAUUCUCACCAAAGAAUUCAUACAGGAAAGAAACCAUAUAAAUGCCCAGAUUGUGAAAAAUGCUUCUAUGAUAGCAAAAGUCUUACAUGCCAUGAAAGAAUUCACACAGGGGAGAAACCAUAUAAAAGCCUAGAGUGGGAAAAAAGCUUCAGUGACAGACGCAACCUUAAACUCCAUCAAAGAAUUCACACAGGGGAAAAACUGUAUAAAUGUGGGAAAAGCUUCAGUUGGAGUACAAGCCUUAAUUCCCAAGAAAGAAUUCACACAGGUGAGAAACCUUAUAAAUGCCCAGACUGUGAAAAAAGUUUCUGUAAUAGGGGAAGUCUUACACGUCAUCAAAGAAUUCACACAGGGGAGAAGCCAUAUAAAUGCCUAGAGUGUGGAAAAAGCUUCAGUCAGAGUGGAAACCUUAAUUCCCAUCAAAGAAUUCACACAGGGGAAAAACCGUAUGAAUGCCUGGAAUGUGGAAAAAGCUUCAGUCAGAGUGGAAGCCUUAAUUCCCAUGAAAGAAUUCACACGGGUGAGAAACCAUAUAAAUGCCUGGAGUGUGGAAAAAGCUUCAGUCAGAGUGGACUCCUUAAUUUCCAUGAAAGAAUUCACAAAGGGGAGAAACCUUAUAAAUGCCCAGAUUGUGAAAAAAGUUUCCGUAAUAGUGGAAGUCUUACAUGUCAUCAAAGAAUUCACACAGGGGAGAAGCCAUAUAAAUGCCUUGAGUGUGGAAAAGGCUUCAGUCAGAGUGGAAACCUUAAUUCCCAUCAAAGAAUUCACGCAGGUGAGAAACCAUAUAAAUGCCUGGAGUGUGGAGAAAGCUUCAGUGACAGACGCAGCCUUAAACUCCAUCAAAGUAUUCACACAGGGGAAAAACCGUAUAAAUGCCUGGAAUGUGGAAAAAGUUUCAGUUGUAGUGCAGGCCUUAAUUUCCAUCAAAGGAUUCACACAGGGGAGAAACCAUAUAAAUGUCUGGAGUGUGGAAAAAGCUUCAGGGACAGAUGCAACCUUAGACUCCAUCAAAGAAUUCACACAGGGGAGAAGCCAUAUAAAUGCCUAGAGUGUGGAAAAGGCUUCAGUCAGAGUGGACACCUUAAUUCCCAUCAAAGAAUUCACACAGGUGAGAAACCAUAUGAAUGCCUGGAGUGUGGGAAAAGCUUCAGUGACAGGCGCAUCCUUAAACUCCAUCAAAGAAUUCACACAGGGGAAAAACCGUAUAAAUGCCUGGAAUGUGGAAAAAGCUUCAGUUGGAGUACAGGCCUUAAUUCCCAUGAAAGAAUUCACACAAGGGAGAAACCAUAUAAAUGCCUGGAGUGUGGAAAAAGCUUCAGUUGGAGUACAAGCCUUAAUUCCCAUCAAAGGAUUCACACAGGGGAGAAACCAUAUAAAUGCCUGGAGUGUGGAAAAAGCUUCAGAGACAGAUGCGACCUUAAACUCCAUCAAAGAAUUCACACAGGUGAGAAACCGUAUAAAUGCCUGGAGUGUGGAAAAAGCUUCAGUCGGAGUGGACACCUUAAUUCCCAUGAAAGAAUUCACAAAGGGGAGAAACCUUAUAAAUGCCCAGAUUGUGAAAAAAUCUUCAGGAAGAAGGAAAUCCUUAAUUCUCACCAAAGAAUUCAUAUAGGAAAGAAACCAUAUAAAUGCCCAGAUUGUGAAAAAAGCUUCUAUGAUAGCAAAAGUCUUCCACGCCAUCAAAGAAUUCACACAGGGGAGAAACCAUAUAAAUGCCUAGAGUGUGGAAAAAGCUUCAGUGACAGACGCAACCUUAAAUCCCAUCAAAGAAUUCACACAGGGGAAAAACCGUAUAAAUGCCCGGAAUGUGGAAAAAGCUUCAGUUGGAAUACGAGCCUUAAAUUCCAUCAAAGGAUUCACACAGGGGAGAAACCAUAUAAAUGCUUGGAGUGUGGAAAAAGUUUCCGUGACAGAUGCCACCUUAAACUCCAUCAAAGAAUACACACAGGGGAGAAACCAUAUAAAUGCAUGGAGUGUGGAAAAAGCUUCAGUGGGAGUGGAAGCCUUACAUCCCAUCAAAGAAUUCACACAGGGGAGAAACCAUAUAAAUGCCUAGAUUGUGGGGAAAGUUUCAAUAAGAGAAGAAACCUUAAAGCCCACCAAAGAAUUCAUACAGGAGAGAAACCAUAUAAAUGCCAGGAAUGUGGGAAAGGCUUCCGUGUUAGGGGAAGUCUUACACGCCAUCUAAGAAUUCACACAGGAGAGAAACCAUAUAAAUGCCUGCAAUGUGGAAAAAGCUUUAGUCGGAGUGGAAACCUUAAUUCACAUGAAAGAAUUCACACAGGGGAGAAACCUUACAAAUGCCUGGAGUGUGGAAAACACUUCAGUGACAGACGCAACCUUAAACCCCAUCAAAGAAUUCACACAGGGGAGAAACCAUAUAAAUGCCUGGAAUGUGGAAAAAGCUUCAGAUGGAGUGGACACCUUAAUACUCAUGAAAGAAGUCACAAAGGGGAGAAAGCUUAUCAGUGCCCAGAUUGUAGAAAAAGUUUCUUUGAUAGUCAAAGUCUUAUACGCCAUCAAAGAAUUCACACAGGGGAGAAAGCAUAUAAAUGCUUGGAGUGUGGAAAAAGCUUCAGUCAGAGUGGACACCUUAUUUCCCAUCAAAGAAUUCACAAAGGUGAGAAACCUUAUAAAUGCCUGCAAUGUGGAAAAAGCUUCAGUUGGAGUAGAAGCCUUAAUUCCCAUCGAAGAAUUCACACAGGGGAGAAACCUUACAAAUGUCUGGACUGUGGAAAAGGCUUCAGUGAAAGAUGCAACCUUAAACCCCAUCAAAGAAUUCACACAGGAGAGAAACCAUAUAAAUGCCUAGAGUGUGAAAAAAGCUUCAAUCAGAGUGGAAGCCUUAAUUCCCAUCAAAGAAUUCACACAGGGGAGAGACCAUAUAAAUGCCUGGAAUGUGGAAAAGGCUUCAGGAUUAGUGGAAGCCUUAUUCGCCACCAAAGAAGUCACAGAGAGAAGGAACCCUAGAGAUGCCGGAUUUUAUAUGAAAUUGUCUUACAGAAUCAGAAAUCACUGUAAUAAUAUAUUGCAUAACUUCUUAUAAUUGC
This is a messenger RNA of Eublepharis macularius, 3785 nucleotides long. Its product is annotated as zinc finger protein 420-like. The record is from RefSeq and is a predicted model, not a curated record. Gene Ontology annotation, molecular function: DNA-binding transcription repressor activity, RNA polymerase II-specific. The transcript is spliced from 6 exons. Gene Ontology annotation, biological process: negative regulation of transcription by RNA polymerase II. NCBI's taxonomy places the organism in Eukaryota, Metazoa, Chordata, Lepidosauria, Squamata, Eublepharidae. The coding region runs from base 1 to 3705 and encodes 1234 amino acids.